Molecule: messenger RNA, 1617 nt
Organism: Alnus glutinosa
Lineage: Eukaryota; Viridiplantae; Streptophyta; Magnoliopsida; Fagales; Betulaceae
Product: ankyrin repeat-containing protein BDA1-like
Exons: 4
Coding region: 358-1617 (419 amino acids)
Molecular function (GO): protein binding
Source: RefSeq, a predicted model, not a curated record
CCCGGCAACCCAAUGUGACAAAUGAUAAUGUCAAUAAAAAAGUCACACCGCACAAGAGAAAAGGGGGCAAAAAUUCCAUUUACAACAACUCUCAAAAGAGUCAAAUUUUCCUUAAAGCCCCAAGGCUCAAUCUCUUCUACUCAUUCAACCCCAAGAAAAAUACGGUAAAUACCGAGAGGCGAGAGAUUUGGCUGUGCAAGUGUGCAUCCACUGUCGGCCGUUCGUCCACCGAUCCACCCACUGGGCCACCACCAACAGCAGUCAACACUCAUCACCUACUCCAGUCUCAACAUUUUUAAAGCUUUAAAGGCAUCUCUUCUUUAACUGUCUGACUGACUAUCAGUCGCGUACGUAAGAAUGGAGCAGAAUUUGAGGGAUGCUGCUGAGAAUUUGAGGGAUGCUACUCAAAAUUUUAGGGAUGCUACCCAGAAUUUGAGGAAUGCUGCUGAGAAUUUGAGAGUUGCUGCUCAGAAAGGAAGUAUUGAUGACUUGUACUCAUUGAUAGGGGAAGACGCAUAUAUUUUGGACAAGAUCAAUGAGACUCCAUUUGUUGAGACUCCUUUACACAUAGCUGCAUCUGAAGGACACAUUCAAUUUGCCAUGGAGAUUAUGCAGUUAAAGCCGUCAUUUGCUAGGAAGCUUAAUCGAGAUGGCUUAUCCCCCAUGCAACUUGCUUUGCAAAAUAGGCAAAUCCGACUGGUUCUCCUGCUGCUUGAUGUUGAUGAGGACCUUGUUCGUGUCCAUGGAAAGGGGGGUGUGACUCCUUUGCAUUACGUAGCUCAAACAGGAGACCUCGAUCUUUUGGCUAAAUUUCUAAAAGUUUGCCCCAAAUCUAUUGAAGAUGUAACAACUCGAAGAGAGACUGUCCUGCAUAUUGCCCUCAAAUACAAGAAGUUAGAUGCUUUUCAGCUCGUGUUGGGAUGGCUUCGGCGGGCCUGGUUUAGAAAUGCCUCACUGUGGGAGGAGAAGUUGCUGAACUGGCAGGAUGAGGAAGGCGAAACUUUGUUGCAUAUUGCAGUAUCCCAAAAUGAACCCCAGAUUGUGCGGUUGUUAUUGAAAUUUAGGUCAUCCUUGUUUCACGGUGAAGUUGAUAUAAGCGCCAAAAAUUCAAGAGGUCUUACAGCGUUUGACAUGUUGCAAGGGUUAUUGGUGGUUGUGCUGGACGUUUCAGUUUUUUUUCAGCGUCUUUUGAGAGUAGCAUCUGAUGCAGAUUACUUGAAAUCUCCUGUCCAAAUUGACGAGAAGAUAUUCAUAGCCUUUUUCCGUCUGAGAAAUGACAUUACAGAUGACACGCGCAAUAUGUUAUUGGUGGUUGCAGCGUUGCUUGUAACAGUCUUCUUCCAAGCAACAAUCAGCCCCCCUGGCGGAGUUUGGCAAGAUAACUCUGCUCCUACAACUAAAGCCACCAAUGCUAGUAGUGAAUACAGUCAAGCCACACACAUUGCGGGGACAGCAAUCAUGAAUGACCUCGUUUUCAGUGUAGUCGCGGGUUUAAAUGUUGCAUCCUUUAGUGCAACAGUCUUUAUAAUAUUCGUCCUUCUCCCUCCUAGUUUAAUAAGUGUGUUCUUCAUCGGACUCCUUUUUGCCCUCUUUUUGCUUUUUGUCAUGCCAUUGUGA